Messenger RNA from Anoplophora glabripennis (Asian longhorned beetle), 1212 nucleotides. Its product is annotated as protein-lysine N-methyltransferase EEF2KMT. The record is from RefSeq and is a predicted model, not a curated record. Bases 125 to 1159 code for a protein of 344 amino acids. NCBI's taxonomy places the organism in Eukaryota, Metazoa, Arthropoda, Insecta, Coleoptera, Cerambycidae. The transcript has 5 exons.
UCUAUAAAUGAAGCUGUGGACUAAAGAUACCUUUCUAACAUUGUUAUUUUCAUUAUUUGUACUAUUGUGUUCAGCGCCAUCAGGUUGCCUGAAAAGUGUAACGGGUAUUUGAAAGUUUGUCCAAAUGCCCACUGAAAAAGUAAGAGAAAAAAUUGAUUAUGUCGUCAAACAGUUUUUGUGUAAUGUUCCAAUGCAAAGAUUUAUUUGGAAUAAUAUUUUCGAAGAUUUAACGCAAUAUGAAACUCAAGAAAUAUUAGCAAAUAGGACUGUAAAUUGCAGCUUAAUUUUAAAUUAUGAAAUUGAAAUAAACUAUCAGAAAUCAUUUUUAAAAUAUUUGAUCGAAAAGCUAGAGAAACAGGGUUCUCCAGUACACGACGAGCUAUAUUCGGCUUAUGGACGACUGGUGGCGCUACCUUCUAGAAAUGAAUAUUUCAAGCACUAUUCUAUAAAAAACAGCGAUAACAUUGUAAGUUUAAAAGAAAACAUUCAUCUGGUAACAGAUGGUACAACUGGUUUGAGAACUUGGCAGGCAGCACUUGCACUGUCAGAAUGGUCACUGUUAAAUGUAGAAGCCUUCACAGACAAAGCAGUCUUGGAACUGGGAUCUGGCGUAGGUCUAACCGGUCUGACAAUUGCUAUAGGGUGUUCACCAAGUUGCAUCUAUCUUACAGACUGUCACUCGUCCGUAUUAAAUACUUUAAGUGACAAUGUAAGACUAAAUAUGGAGAAAAUUGCAACAAAUAAUGAUAGCGAUAACAAAUCUGACGCAUCAGGCAAACUGAAGUUGCUCCAAGACAGGUGCCUCUAUCACAAUUUAGGAAAGUCAGAUGUUUUUGUACUGAGUCUACCUUGGGAAGAAGUUAAUAAAGAAAGCUGCAGGAAAUUAGGAACCAUUAACAAAGUAAUUGCAGCGGACGUGGUUUAUGACUCUGAACUUUUUAACCCAUUAAUUAGUGCAUUAAAGUGUCUUGUCAGCGUUUGUUCUGUAGACGAAUUUAUUUUUUCUUGCACGGAAAGGAAUAAAUCUACUUUAGAGGACUUCCUUGUCCGUGUUGGUGAAGCAUCCUUUGCCAUAGAAGAACUGCAAAUACCUCGUCAAAACAAUUUUAUAUGGCCUAAUGACACACGAAUUCGCUUGCUCCGUUUUACCGCAAAGUAAUUAUAAGGAACGACAUAGCUAUGGAUUUAUUUUUAAUAAAAAACACGUUUUCU